AUGCCCGGCCUCGUGGAGCAGCUCGACGGCGCGCUCUCGGACCUGCUGCAGGGCUGGAAUGUCUACUCGACGCUGCUGCUCGCCGCCCUGCUCGGCCUCGUCGCCUGGAUCGUCGCCCACAACGCCGACGCCGACACGCACCCGCUGCUGCUGGCCCGACAGGCGCAGGCCUCGUACGUGCGCCAGCCCCGCGAGUCGGCCGUGUUCAGGUCGCCCGAGACCCCCCACGGCUACCCGCUGCGAACCGGCCUCGCCGUCAAGUACCCCGGCGCCCCCAUGUACGCCGCCGGCAAGGACGGCGACCUGCGCGACGUCUGGCGCCGCGUCACGGGCGAGAUCCCCCUGGACAAGAAGGCCAGCUCCACCGGCACCGCCACCCUCAUGACCGUCCUGGGCACCGAGGCCCUCGCCGAGCACGACGUGGCCGGCAUCUCCAAGGAAAUCGCCAUCCUCGGCGCCCAUCUGCACGAGCACGGCGCCAGGCGCGUCGCCGUCUACCUGCCCAACAGCCUCGAGUUCCUCGCGCUCCUGUUCGCCGGCGCCUUCUACGGCUUCACCCCCGUCCUCAUCCCCUACAACCAGCCCCACGCGACGCUGGUCCAGCUCCUGCAGCAGACGCGCGCCGACUCGCUCGUCGCCCAGGCCGGCGCCGUGCCCCUCGCCGACGUGACCCAGAGCGUGCCCGGCCUGCGCCAGGUCGUCUGGAUCGUGGAGAAGACGAGCCGGCACAUGGACUGGAGCGAGGUCCCCGAGGGCAUUGGCGGCAAGGUCGACGUCUCCGUCUGGCACGAGCUCGUCCAGGACGCAAAGCACACCGACGCCGCCCUGCCCUCGGACACGACGACGGCCCCGCCCAACGUCGUCUUCCUCUGGCAAGAAGCUGUGGGCAAGCCGGCCGAGGUCGUCGAGUUCACCCAGAAGAACAUCGCUGCCGCCGUCGGCUCGCUCAUCACCUCGCUGCCCGCCGCCCAACGCUUCACCGCGUCUGACACGCUCCUCCCCGCCGAUGCCUUCACAAACUCGUACUGCCUCUGUCUCACCCUCGUCGCCCUCUUCUCCCACGCCACCGUCAUCAUCAACUCGGUCGCCGGCCCCGGCGUCGACCUGGCCCUGGCAACCCGCUCGCUGGCACCCACCAUCGUCGUGGCUUCUGCCGAGUCCGUCGCGAAGCUCCACAGCACCACCGCUGCAUCGGCUGCCGGCCCCCUGAAGCAGCUCGCCCACCAUCUCGAGUCUCGCGUUCUGGCCUCGGGCCGUCUGCCCACCAACCAACCCCUGAGUCGACUGAUCGCACCCGCGAGAGCCGUGCUGGGCACCACGCCGGGGAAGCUGCGCUUGCUCUUCACCUCGGAACGCGCCGGCCAGAACACCCCCCCGCUGACGUCCAGCGACCUCUCAGAUCUGCGCAUCUACACCCAGGCACGCGUCGUCUAUGCGCUGACAGCCGCCAAGGUCGCCGGGGCGGUGGCGCAAACCAACAUGUACGACUACAGGGUCGGGAGCACACGCUCGAACAAGCACAGCCACUUUGGCGUUCCGCUGAGCAGUCUGGAGCUCAAGGUCAGAGACACGCCCGACCUCCAGACCACCGAGGAGCAGUCCAUUGGCGAGCUGGUGGCGAUAGGGUCCUCGGUCGCGGGUGGAGAAGCCUCUCUGGGCUUCCAUGCGACGUUUGGCAAAGACCACACGCUGGCGUACGUCUGA
Molecule: messenger RNA, 1704 nt
Organism: Ascochyta rabiei
Lineage: Eukaryota; Fungi; Ascomycota; Dothideomycetes; Pleosporales; Didymellaceae
Exons: 3
Coding region: 1-1704 (567 amino acids)
Cellular component (GO): endoplasmic reticulum; membrane
Molecular function (GO): long-chain fatty acid-CoA ligase activity
Source: RefSeq, a predicted model, not a curated record